Molecule: messenger RNA, 1329 nt
Organism: Dentiscutata heterogama
Lineage: Eukaryota; Fungi; Glomeromycota; Glomeromycetes; Diversisporales; Gigasporaceae
Source: the annotation of a GenBank genome assembly
AUGACCGAAAACACUGAAAAUACGAGUUGGGUUCCUUUACCAAAAUUUGGUUAUGGAUUUGCAAUCUAUCCCUUUACUCCUGGUUCACGAAAUAAUUCUUCGGAUUCAACAAAAGAUGAACCAGUAUCUGAUGGUGUUACUGUUUCUGAUGCUACAUCAAUUUCUUCCGCUAAUUCAAUUUUAAAUUCAAAUUCUUCGAUUACUUCAUAUCAAGUUGCACUUGAAAUAGGUGAUGAAGUCUAUGUUUUUGAGCAGCAAGGAGCAUGGUAUCGUGGCUAUGUUGUUUCUCAAUUACGUCAAACUGAGGAACCGCAAGUUUAUGUUGGAAUUUUUCCUGUUAAUCAUGUUUAUAUUAAAGAGCAUCUUGAUUAUAUUGAAGUACAGGCGGCUGAACUAAAGAGUAAUGAUACCGCUUCAUUGGACAGUGAAAAAAACACUCGUCCUCCUCCACCUUUACCAUCUCUUGAAUGUGGUGAUGAUACGGUCAGUGGGAAAACUGAACCAUUAGUUGAUGAAAUAGCUAGUACCGUGAGAGAAUGGAGUAGUUUGUUACCUAAAUAUUUGAGUGAACGAAAAUAUUCAAUGUUCAGAAAUGUUAAAGAUCAAAUAAAUGAUUUAUUACAAGGACGUAGGCAAUUACUUGCUCAAACUCUAUCUCAAGAUGAAUUAAGUAAAUUGAGAAAAGAACUAAUUAAUAAACUUGUUGCUGGUAACUUGAUUCAAGAGUUAGAUAUUAUUGUAAGAGAUCCGGAAAGAGGUUUCCUUGCUGAUGAGACAAAUAUAUCUGCUAUUCCGAGUCCUUUACAAUCUUUACAUAAUCCCACACCAACUGACUCAACUAGUCAUAUACCAAAGUUUUAUCACGUUUUUUUGGAUUUAAAAGCUUGGGUUGCAUCAAUAUGCUCUCCUGGUGAAUUCACCGAACUUUAUUUUUCUUUAUAUACAAAAGUUGAUUCACGAUUUAUAACAGAAGAAUAUCUUAUUGUGCUUAAUCAUAACGGUGUACCGAAAGACGAAUCCAAGAUUGGAAAAAUUAGGACCCUUUUUACUGACCUUUCUCCUCAUGAUAUUCAAGAUCAAGUUUAUUUACUUUGUAGAAUCGUAAGAACUGGAAGUAUGAAAAUGAUUGAUAAAGAUGUGUCCAAAGAAUCCGGUGCAGUGACAUCAUUAUUUUCAAAGACUUCAAAAGAUUCGGAUAAUACGGAUCAAAUUUCACUACAUUCUAAUGCGAAAUUCUCACCGCAGACAUUUCGUCGACCAUUUGGCUGUGCAGUUCUCGAUAUUAGUCAUCUUCUUCAAGGAAAAGAAAAAGAAACUUUUAGUGAACAU